GGUUCGUUGUCAUCUUCUCCAAGUCCAAGCUCCAAAGAUUCUUCAUUUUUUCGAGCAAAACAGUCAUCCACUUCCUGUGGAUUUCAUUUCAGCCUCCUUCUCUCCCAGCAGUUUUUGCUGUCGCAGCACCGGCAUUCACAAUCCUAUUUAUGGUGACAUUUGUAACUCGAAAGCUCUCGAGGUGUCUGAUGUAAAUUUUCGUUACAUUGACAACUGUUUGAUUUGGUUUCGUGAAGGAAUUUUCCGGGAAAGGGGAGUGUUUUGCCUAAAGCAGAAAGUGAAAUUUCAUAGUAGAUAGUGCUGGUAUCUUUCCUUCCAUCUUUCUAUCUGCUUUCAUCGAAUGAAAAGGGAAAGAUGGCGAAAGGAAACAAGGUGCCUUCUUUUGCGUAUGGAGUGAAAUGGAGCUGCUCUUAAGCUUGGGACUCCAAUUGAAGGAUCACUGCCAAGAAAAAAAGAGAAGCUUUAGGGAUAUAAUAUGCCAACAGUUUGGUUCUCUCUCAAGAGGUCUCUACACUGCAAAUCAGAGCCAUCAGAAGUUCAUGACCCGAAAUCUAGAAAGCAUUUGAGCACAAUCUUAACGAAAAGGGCUGGUAGGUCUGGGUGCUCGAGGAGCAUAGCAAAUCUCAAAGAUGUAAUCCAUGGAAGCAAGAGGCAUCUCGAGAAGCCACCAAGUUGCAGUCCAAGAUCCAUUGGGAGCAGUGAGUUUCUCAACCCAAUAACCCACGAAGUGAUUUUAAGUAACUCAAGGUGUGAGCUCAAAAUCACUGGUUUUGGUGGAUUCCAAGAUGGGGUUAGCGGCGGCGGCGGCGGCGCUGCUAACGGCGGUGGAGGCGGAGGCGGAGGCGGUGGUAAUAAUGGUGGUGGUGGUGGUGGUUCUACCUUUGUGGGUACUUUACGGCCUGGGACUCCGGGACCCGGAGGACACCCUACAAUGCACUACUUUAAUCCUUCUUUUAGGACAUCAACCACUCCUCCAAGGAAAUCUCCGAGUCCUUUUGUUACAUCAGAAAAAGAAGGGUCUGCAUUGCAUGGUGGUGGGGGGCUUCAUUCUAGCAAUAGGAUGUCUCUUGAGACUGAUUCUAAUGGCUGUUCCACUGUCACUUGUCACAAAUGCGGAGAGCAAUUUACGAAAUGGGAAGCUGCUGAAACUCAUCAUCUCUCCAAGCAUGCUGUUACUGAGCUUGUGGAAGGCGAUUCAUCGAGAAAGAUAGUGGAGAUAAUAUGCAGGACGAGCUGGUUAAAGUCCGAGAAUCACUGUGGCCGAAUAGAGAGAGUGUUGAAGGUCCACAACAUGCAAAAGACUCUGGCUCGAUUCGAAGAGUACAGAGAGAUGGUAAAAAUCAAAGCUAGCAAACUCCCAAAGAAACAUCCUCGGUGUCUUGCUGAUGGGAACGAGCUUUUGAGGUUCUAUGGCACGACGGUGUCCUGCAAUCUUGGUCUCAACGGCUCAUCCAGCCUAUGCCUCUCAGAAAAAUGCUGUGUUUGUCGAAUUAUCAGAAAUGGGUUUUCUGCAAAGAAGGAGCUCAAGGGUGGAAUAGGAGUUUUUACAACUUCCACAAGCGGAAGAGCAUUUGAAUGUAUUGAGAUCCUUGAUGAUGACAUUUCAAUCAGAAAAGCACUCAUUGUUUGCAGAGUAAUAGCUGGCAGAGUUCAUAGGCCACUCGAGAACAUACAAGAAAUGGCAGGGCAAACAGGUUUUGAUUCUUUGGCCGGCAAAGUUGGUCUCUAUUCAAACAUAGAGGAGCUUUAUUUGCUCAAUCCUAAAGCCCUUCUUCCUUGCUUUGUCGUAAUCUGCAAGCCCUGAAGUGAAAAUGCAGUGCACAUUAAUUACCCAGUUUUAAUGAAAAUCCCCUGUUUUGGCCUUUCCAUGGAGGUUCUCCGCGCUCCAUCUUUUGGAAAGAUUAGAUUUUUACUGUUCAUGUAACUUGUCGUCUUCUUGUUUAUUUUAUGAACAAUUUAAACGGUGCUGAUUUUUUCACCUACACAAGGUAGUUAGUAAAAUUGUAUAAUGGUACCAAUGCAAGUUAUCUUCUUGAA
This is a messenger RNA of Neltuma alba, 2037 nucleotides long. RefSeq lists its product as uncharacterized. The record is from RefSeq and is a predicted model, not a curated record. Bases 476 to 1804 code for a protein of 442 amino acids. NCBI's taxonomy places the organism in Eukaryota, Viridiplantae, Streptophyta, Magnoliopsida, Fabales, Fabaceae. The transcript is spliced from 2 exons.